Molecule: messenger RNA, 286 nt
Organism: Rotaria sp. Silwood2
Lineage: Eukaryota; Metazoa; Rotifera; Eurotatoria; Philodinida; Philodinidae
Source: the annotation of a GenBank genome assembly
AAGAUUUCUCAUAAAAGUUUCUACAAAAUCAUAGAAAAAGAAAAUAAUUUUUAUGAAUCUAACACUAGUUCUAUUUAUAUUUAGAGCAAAAUAUCCAAGUCAAUAUCUACCAUUAGAAGUGCCAAUACAAGCUAUAACUGGAUCAGUAGAUAUCACUGUACCUAUUAGUCAGACAAUAACUUUUGCUAAACAAGCUAAAAGUGCUGGUGAUAACUGUGCCCAAGUGAUUGUUGAAGGUGAAGAUCAUUUUGUUCAUCUAAAUAUUUCUUCAAAGUCUUGGAAUUAG